Molecule: messenger RNA, 1239 nt
Organism: Sorex fumeus (smoky shrew)
Lineage: Eukaryota; Metazoa; Chordata; Mammalia; Eulipotyphla; Soricidae
Gene: TSPAN2
Product: tetraspanin 2
Exons: 8
Coding region: 42-707 (221 amino acids)
Cellular component (GO): membrane
Source: RefSeq, a predicted model, not a curated record
AGCUGGCCUGGGGACUCGGCAUCCCGCCGCGGCGCCGCAGCAUGGGGCGCUUCCGCGGGGGCCUGCGGUGCAUCAAGUACCUGCUGCUCGGCUUCAACCUGCUCUUCUGGCUGGCGGGCUCGGCCGUUGUUGCCUUCGGACUAUGGUUUCGGUUCAGCGGUGCCAUGAAGGACUUCUCGUCAGAAGACACAUCCCCAGAGUAUGUCUAUGUGGGACUCUACGUGCUGGUUGGAGCGGGAGCCCUGAUGAUGGCCGUGGGGUUCUUCGGCUGCUGUGGAGCCAUGCAGGAGUCCCAGUGUGUGCUCGGAUCUUUUUUCACCUGCCUCCUGGUGAUAUUUGCUGCUGAAGUAACCACUGGAGUAUUUGCUUUUAUAGGCAAGGAUGUAGCUAUCCGACAUGUGCAGACUAUGUAUGAGGAGGCAUACAACAGUUACCUGAAGGACAGGGGAAAGGGGAAUGUGACACUCAUCACUUUCCACUCAACAUUUCAGUGCUGUGGGAAAGAAAGCCCUGAGCAGGUCCAGUCCACGUGCCCAAAGGCGCUGCCAGGAGACAAGAACUGCAUUGAUGAAAUUGAGUCUGUAAUCAGUGUUAAACUUCAGCUCAUUGGAAUUGUUGGCAUUGGAAUUGCAGGUUUCAUGAUCUUUGGUAUGAUCUUCAGCAUGGUUCUCUGCUGUGCCAUCCGGAACUCCCGGGAUGUGAUCUGAAGCUGCAGCUGUGUGCUUCCGCAGAGCCAAGAGCUGCCUCCCAGAGCGUCUUUACUAAUCAGAGGACACUCAUAGCAUUUGCUGUUAAUUGUACAUUUGCACAUGUGUGUUUGACUUGUUCCUGGUUCCCCUGUGAGUGGAUGCUACACAUGACGACAAAGAGCAUUCUCAUUUGUGGUCUGUGUGUUUGGGUACAUGCGUUUUAUAUAUAGUGAUAUCUGUUUGCUGGAAAUUCCUGCUCUUGUCAUGAGAGAUAUAGAACUGAUUUAACUCGGCAGGGGGUAUUUUUUAAAAAGCUUUGAUAAACUUGAAAAUGAGUGAUAACGGGUCAGUCUCUCAGAUUCUAGCCAUAGAACUGAGACAGAAAGAUUGGGGGUUUCUAGCCAACAGAAGCAAUAAGCUAUGGGAGCUGAGAGUAGGAUCACAGUGCAGUGUGAAAUUGCCUGUGCCUGAGUCGACUACGUCUGAGUAUAUGGGUUUCCUGGGAUUUUUCUUUUUAAAUACACACUCUCCCUAGAAUUCAUUGCAAUGU